AUGGGUCCUAAGAAAAUUCAUAGUGAAAGUGCUAAACAUCAUGCUAUAACGCUGGAAGAUAAACUGGUUAUGAUAAAGCACCGUGAAAAAGUGGUAGCAAUUGCACGAUCUUUUGGGACGAGUUGGACAAUUGUAUUGAUGAUUGUACAUAAUACGGACAAAAUUUUAGCACACAUGGUUUUUAUUAACUAUGUAUUAUUGAAAAUGCACUCGUUAAUAAAGUACAGAACUAGGAAUGGUUAUUAUUGGUUUAGCCUAGAGACAAGUUUGGAAAAACAAGUUAAGCGGAAAAACGAGGAACAGGGCGAGAAAGGGGUACUUAGUCCUAAAGAAAAGGAAAUUCAACUUCAGGUAGAACGGGCCAAGCAACACAAACAAGAUGCCAGUUUGGAAUUGGAGAAGUAUUUAACAGAUAUGCAACAGUGCCAGGAGCAGUUGUCAAAGUUGUCUGUUGAUAGGGAGAAUACCUGUGACAAGAACUCGACUCAAUUGGAGAAGAUCAAGUAUGAUAUUGAUUUAUAUACUCACAUCACUGGAAUUCGUUGGCAAUAUGAUGGUGAAGCAGAUGAUAUCAAAGGCUAUAUUUCUAAACAUGGAUUUCUCAAGCCGUUUACUUUGAACAGCAGGAAGAAUUCAGGUUUCUUUGUGGCUAAUUACUUGUGGGACCUGAUGGAAGAGAGCUGAAAAUUUAAUACAUUCUGUUUUUAAUUUUUCCUAUUUACCUCUAAUUAAAUUUUGAUGUCUUACAUGCUGCCAUUAAAAUUGAGUUAGGGUGUCAAAAGGUUGAGUUUUAGAAAUGUGUGUGAGAGAAAUGUUUGGUUAACAUGUGAAAAUGAGCAUAGCUUUUAUCAGUUUUUGUGGUGACCAACUUAGAUUUAGGUUCUUCUCUUGUGAGAGACAUAAGGCAGUAAGUUUCCACCAGCAUGGUUGGAUCUGUGGUUGUUCUUUCCUGAUCUGUUCAACUGGUCCUUUUAAAUUUGAGGUCUUUCAGGAACGUGCACUGCCAAAGUAUUCUUGACUCUGUCCUUUUCCCUCUGUUUUUCUCACUCCAGUGCCAAUGUCAUAUACUGAAUGGUUAGCAGGUGCAAAAUGACUAUUUGACUUCUGGUAAUUCAUCUCUUUAUUUUUCAUCAUAAUCACCUAAGAAAAAUUCUGUCAUCACAAAAACAGUUUUAAAGAGUUCAGUGUGUGGAAAGAAGUAAACUUGUUAAGAAGGUAAAGUAAACAUGUGAUAUGCAUAUGCUUAGCAAGUGUACAAUGUAAGUGAUAAGUGAAAGAGCUUUUAGUUCAUUUUAUUUAUUUAAAAAAAAUUCUGUUUUUAUAUUUUUUAUGAGCCUCUUUGUUCUCUUCAAACAAACAUUUUGUGAUGUGUGUUGAAGCCAAUAGGACCAAGUUUAAAUUGAUAGCCUGAAUAGGUAGAACCAGUGACACAUGGCUAUGUAGAUUUGAAAAAAAAAAAAAAACUUGCCUAGAACCUGAUAUGUAAUGGAAUCUGUGAAUGAAUGUGGAAUGACUGUAAAAAACUGCACCAUAAGAAAGUUAUGUGAAUGUGAAAUGCAUGACACCCCAUUCUCUCUAUGUAUGUGUACCUGGAUGUAUUUGCUUCUCCAAAUGUUUUCUUUUUCUAUUUUCUUCCAAUAAGACAAAUUAUACUAUUCACUCACUCAGUCACGAGAAUAAAAUUCAUUUCACGCUUUCA
Messenger RNA from Octopus bimaculoides (California two-spot octopus), 1699 nucleotides. Its product is annotated as kinetochore protein spc24. The record is from RefSeq and is a predicted model, not a curated record. Lineage: Eukaryota; Metazoa; Mollusca; Cephalopoda; Octopoda; Octopodidae.